AUGCCGCAGAAAGCCGCUCAGCAAGCUGGGAUUCCCGAAGGGCGCGGAGUCAGGUACGACGAGAUCGAUAUGGCGCUCUUCCGCGCCAAGCUCUCCUACCAUGCGACGGCCGAAGAGCGCAUGGCGUCGCGAGAUCCCAAUCUCGUCUCUAUCUCGGAACAUCAAGCGCGAUUGUUGAGGCUCUGGGAGAUGCACCAGCACUCGAGGGAGGGAAAGAACGGCGGUAACAUGACACCGGCCGAAAGGAACCAGUUGGCGCAGUUUCAAUGGCGAUACAAACGAUUGGAGGACCUCGCCACGCAGGGCACGAGGUAG
Molecule: messenger RNA, 315 nt
Organism: Aspergillus tubingensis
Lineage: Eukaryota; Fungi; Ascomycota; Eurotiomycetes; Eurotiales; Aspergillaceae
Exons: 1
Coding region: 1-315 (104 amino acids)
Source: RefSeq, a predicted model, not a curated record